AUAGAAGCAAAACAUCAUAAGUAUUAAAACAAGAGCUGAAGGAAAAUACAACAUCAAGCAAGUAUAUCGCAGGGAACAAUAACGCACAUAAGCAGUUGUACCGAAACGGAUAAGAUUUUCUGUUAACACAUUCAGUACAGUGAUUUCGACGCAUAUACUACGCACAUUGCGAAUGGAAAAGAUGCACCGUGUAUACUCAGAAUUCUUAGAGAAAUUAUGGCAUGGCGGAGGAAAACUUUAGUUCUGUUUACAUUUAUAUGUCUUAUUGGUUUUUUGUUCAUUCAGGGAUAUGUGAACUUCACAGUGAAAUUACCAACCCAUGACCAUCGUCUCUCAUGGAUGCCCAAUACGACUUCCGGUACUGUAAGGUUAAGUAUCGUUACUUCCGGUGUGGUGCAAGAGGUAAAAAAUAAUCCACAAAGAGGAUCUUAUAAAAUUAUUAAAUCCAAACCACAGCAAAACGGAAGUGAAUUUGAUAUCGGGAGAAAAAAUUAUCAAUUGAACGACUCUGUUAAUCUCGAUGUGUUGAGAUCAAACAGUGGGGCAGUAUUUCAUGUUGAUAGACUGACUGACAAAACAUCCUUAAGCAACCAUCAUCAUGAACCCAUUGAUGGAACGGCAUACUCUGACGUCACAGCUGCAAACGAGCAUGCGCAUAGAAUUCAAACUCUUAAAGCCACAUGUGAGGAAGCGACAAUGUAUAGACGGCAUGAACAGCGCAAGGCUAACCUGAGUGAUUUCUACUAUUUACGAGAACAUAAAUUUGCGUACUGUAAAGUACCAAAGUCCGGUAGUACUUUCUGGAUGAAUGUUUUCAUGAUUCUCAGCAAGGGGGAGAACUUCUCAAAGACUUUAAAUCGCAUGUCAAGGUCAGAAAUACACGAACGCACACGAAACUUCAUUGUUGAUCCAGGAAGAAUUUUGCGCAACGGAAUUCGUACAAUCAUAACUUCGAGAAAUCCAUUUAGUAGAUUAUUUUCUGCUUAUAUUGACAAAGUUUUUGUUCCUUUGUUUUGGAAACAUUUUACAGACAUGGAAAACGUCAUUUUACUACCCCCGUACAAUGUAACCAGCACAAUAGAUGUUUUAAGGUCUUCAAACAGGCCUUUAAGUAGUCGGCUGGCAAAAUAUAGACUCAGUUUGCGAGAAAAGGGAAUGUUGUUUAAGAAAAAUAUAACCCAAAGAAUCGUACCAAUAUGUGCUAAUGGUGCAAGUUUUGAAGACUUUUUGAGGUUCAUAAUCUCUGAAGUAAAUUCUGCUCGAGCUUUAGAGCCUCACUGGGCCCCUAUUUCUCACUUGUGUCAUCCUUGUAGAUUCAACAUCUUUAAAGUUAUAAAACAAGAAUCAUUUUCAAGAGAUGUUGAGCAUACAUUAAAUAGUGUCGGAGUAAAUAUUUUACGUUUUAAUUGGUUGAAAAAAUCAUUAAAUGAAAAUAGGGCAACAAGUUCAGUGCCAGGAAUUAUUGCUGUGGUGAGAGAUAAGUUUAGACAGCGAUCUGUUAGAAACUGCAUAAAUCAAACAGAAAUCCUUCGACGUUUAUGGAAAUCGUUUCAAAUUCAGGGAUUUAUUAGCAAAGAAAUUGACUUUCCUAACCAAUUAAGACAUGUUGAUUGGAACAAUUACAGCCAAAAAGUUACCGAUGUAGUAUUAAACUCCAUUUUGCAAAAACCGAUGACGUCAGCAGAACGGCUAGAGCAACGUGAUUUCUAUUUGAGAGAGGCGUUUAGGGAAAUAUCACCUGACGUCAUAGCAAAAAUUCAGGAUAUUUAUUAUCUAGACUUUUUACUUUUUGGUUAUCAAUUAGAUCCGCCAAAAUAAACUAAAGAUUGUCAAAGUUUCAUUGAAAUGGUAAUCACCAUGUCUGUAUAAUUCAUAUUGAAUUUUAUUUUUGGUGCUUACUGCACCGGUUACGCGAUGUAACGCUAAGGUACUGUAUAAAAACGCUUCAACUUUUGUAAUGCCACUACAGCAUUAUGUUUUAAAGGCACAUUAUGCCUCAGAAAUGAAAAAGAAAUGUUUAUUUUUUUUUGAAAAAGGAAAAUUGAGUUUUAUAACGAUAAAUAACGUAAACGAGCUUGUAAGAUGCUUGUUACCUGAAAAAGUAGCGUCAGUUGUAAAAUUAAUUAUCCCAAAAGUAGCAAAAUGUAAACAAAAUAGUAUUUUGUCUGCCAUACAAAAU
Molecule: messenger RNA, 2179 nt
Organism: Ruditapes philippinarum (Manila clam)
Lineage: Eukaryota; Metazoa; Mollusca; Bivalvia; Venerida; Veneridae
Exons: 3
Coding region: 217-1818 (533 amino acids)
Biological process (GO): carbohydrate biosynthetic process
Cellular component (GO): membrane
Molecular function (GO): sulfotransferase activity
Source: RefSeq, a predicted model, not a curated record